CGUUUAUUUGCUGCUCAUGACUAUUGUAUUUUUCAGAUGAAUCUCUGGCCCCAUUCCUCCAAAAAAAUUAGUGAUGCAAUGACAUCAUUAAGUUUUGUGCGGUCUAUUCCCAUUUAAUUGUUAUUUUUGUCAAAAGGCAGAUCGAAACAGGGAAAGACUGUUGAAUGGACACAUAAGGAUUUACUCAGAGGUCUUGAAGAGUUUGUACCAAUAUAUGAAAAACGACCUAUAAAGAACAACAUGUAUGGGAUGGGUUUUGACCACAGUUUUGGGCUUUGGUUUAUUGCCCAAUGGCUCAAGCCAGACCUGAUGAUUGAGAGUGGCGCUUUCAAGGGGCAUUCUACUUGGGUCUUGAGGCAAGCAAUGCCAGACAAACCCAUUGUGUCACUUUCACCCCGCCAUCCUGAGAAGUACCUUAAGAAAGGGCCUGCUUAUGUUGAUGAGAAUUGCACUUACUUUGCUGGCAAGGAGUUCAUGGAUUUUGGGAAUGUUGACUGGGGAAGUGUGAUGAAGAAACAUCGUAUUGUAGAUCUCAGCCGGGUUCUUAUCUUCUUUGAUGACCACCAGAACGAAUUGAAAAGAUUAAAGCAGGCACUAAAAGCUGGCUUCAAGCAUCUUGUUUUUGAGGACAACUAUGAUACAGGAACGGGUGAUCAUUAUUCCUUCAGGCAGAUAUGUGAUCAAUUCUAUGUAAGAGGUGGUGGCCAUAGCUGCUUUAAAGAUAGUGAUGAAGCUAGGAUAAGAUCAAAAAGGAAAAAAUUUUGGGAGAAGGCAUUGGAUAUAGAAGAACUUUGUGGGCCAGGUGAAGCAUGGUGGGGUGUCAGGGGGCAAAUGCGGGAUGAUUUUAACCAUAGUAACAAGGCAAUUAGCUACACACAACAUUUUCAGAACAGCAGGUUUGUAGAAUCAGUGCUAGAUGUUUAUUGGGAGCUCCCUCCAGUGGCUGGUCCUUCACUUACUCAUCAAAUGAGAUACGAUCCCGCUCGUGUAUCUAUUCCUAUUGUCGAAGAUGGCAGAUUUGGGUUGUUCCAGAGGCUUGGCUUAUCUACACUCGAGACAUCUGUAUUUAAUGGAUAUACUCAAAUGAUUACAGGUACGCUGUUGCGAAAGCACAAUACACAUUUCUCCUAUACAUGUGAAUGCAGGGCUGUCUGGAAGAUGAGCAAAAGGCUUGAAGGGUCAUGUUUCGUAAGCCAAUUGGCACUAUUCAAGAAAUUAGCCAAUGAUGUGACUGAGACUUUAACCAAUGGCAUAUAGUUAGGCCUGCCUUAUAUGGCUUAUGCUUGACAUGAAAUUAGCCGAAAGGCCGUGGAACACCAGUGCAUCACAGCCAAUGAACCUACGGUUUUGAGAGGGUGGAGCAUUAGAACUAAGCUGUGAUUCUAAAGAAAAGAUGUGAAGGAUCAAAGAACAAGUUAAUCUGGUCGUGAAGAGCUAUGGGAGGAAUCCAUGACCGACGCAAGUCAGGUGAGAGACUUCCAUAACCCAGCUGCUGAGCGGCAGUUUCUCAGAAGGAUUAUGUACACAGAAAUAAGCUCAUUGGUCAAACAAGUUAUGGUCGGCACACUGUGCGCAUUGAGUAAAUAUUUAAUAUAGUAGUGAUAUCAUAUAAACAAUGACAUGCGAUAUAAACAUCAUAUUUCACAAUUCUACACAUUCAAAAAAUAGUUAAUAGGGCUAUGAUGGAUAUACACACGAGAUGGAUAACUUGCUGCACGUGAGACAAAUAUUUAUAGCUUAUGCAGAACCUUGUUAUUAAAAGGUGAUACCACGUGUAAUUGAUGUUGUGAUCUCCC
This is a messenger RNA of Ilex paraguariensis (yerba mate), 1796 nucleotides long. NCBI's taxonomy places the organism in Eukaryota, Viridiplantae, Streptophyta, Magnoliopsida, Aquifoliales, Aquifoliaceae. The record is from the annotation of a GenBank genome assembly.